CUCCAGCGAGGCCGAGCGGGACGCGGCCCUGGCCCAGAGCAGGGUGCUCACGGUGGAGAGGGAGGAGCUCGAGGGCCAGGUGGCCAAAACCGCGCUGGAGAACGAGCGGCUCCAGUCCGUCGUCGCGGACACGCUGGCGGAGAAGGACGCGGCUGGAGGGCAUCGCGAAGGAGAAGGCCGAGGUCGAGCGGCAGCUCGCCGAGGCGAGGGCCUUCGCGGAGGAGCUCGAGGAGGGGAACGCGCGAAGCGCGCGGAGCGCGUGGAGAAGAUCAUGAAGACGGGAGAGGCGGAGCGGGCGCGUCUGGAGAGCCUGGUCACGGCCAGCGCGGAGGAGAAGGAGGCGGUGCAGAAGCAGCAGGCCGCCCUCGACGCCAAGAUCGCGGAGGUGACGAAGCACAACAGGCAGCUCCAGGCGCAGCUCCAGCACAGGGAGAAGGUCGAGGAGGCCGUGAAGCUGCUUGAGGAGGAGAAGGGCAAGAUCCAAGAGAAAUUCGAGGCCAGCCAGGCCGAGCAGAGACGCCUGGAGGCCGUCCUGGCGGAGACGUCCCAGCGGAACCAGGAGCCUCCAGGAGGAUCUGCGACAGGCGGCCGCCAGGAGCACGCGGAGCUGGAGCAGCAGAGCGGCGAGCUGCGGCGGGAGCGCGGCGAGCUGCAGGAGGGGCUGCGGCAGCAGGGCCUCGACUUCCAGGAGCGGAUCAGGACAAUAGAAGCGGAGGCGAGGCUGGUCCAGGAGAAGGCCGAGCAGCAGAUGGCCGAGGCGGUGCGCGAGCGCGACGACGCGGCCCGCGCGCUGCAGCAGGAGCGCGCCGAGCGGCAGCGCGAGGUGCAGCAGGCGCAGGAGGAGAGGAAGCAGGACACUCCCCCCGGCCGGCGGGCGCCGCAGCCUGGCCGCGCGACCGACGGGCGGCUGCUGGCUGGCAGCACGGCACGGAGGAGAUUUGUCGGCAUAGGUGUCAGUAAAGUGGCAGGCUGCGCGCUGCGCCGCGUUGGCAGCCCGCCGCCGCCAGCGGCCUCGCGGCAGGGCGGCCUGCCAGGGGCAGACGCGGGGCGGGCGCGGGUGCCGCCGACUGGCGGCUGUGGCGACGACGGCGCCACGCAGGGCAAGCAGCAGGAGGGCCGGGGUGCUGGCGCAGCGACCCCCGCGCCGCGGGGCAGGGCCCCGAGGGGCGCGGCGGCAGUUGGCGACGGCACGGACGGCUCAUGCUCGGAGGCGUCCGUGGAGGACGAGGGGGCCGACGACCUUCCCUCCCGCGGCCCGCAGUGGCACUUGUGGCGCCUGGGCGAGCGGCGGCUGGGUCCCGAAGCGGUGUUUUGUGGCGACGGCAGCAGCGGCUGGCGUCGAGGGCGCGGUGGCGCUGGCGUGGCCGACGGCCCUUGCGCUGACAAGCGCACCGAAGAGUGCAAGCAGCUCUACGCGCGCCUGGACUCGCAGAUAUUGGAUCGUCCCUGGGGCUCGGGCGCCGCGGGCCCAGCCGAGUCUCCCGACGGCGAGGCCCGUGUCGCGCCCAGCGACACUCUGCUUGCCAUCGCCGCCACCGGUACCCUUGCCGUCGUGUUCCACCCCGCCGCCGCCGCCAGCAACGACGCCUCUCCCCCUUUGGAGGUGCGGGCUGGGCCGCCGCUGGCGCAGCACGAGGUGCACGUGGCGAUCGGAUCGCGGUGCGUCCGCGUGCGCGUCGCCUUCGGACUGGACCCGGCGGCGCCGCUGGCGGCCGGGGCGCCGCCGCGGGCGCCCCUGGAGGCGGCCGCGAGCCUGCAGGCGGGAUCGGCCGCGCGGCGCGGCGACGGGCGGGAUCUUCAGGGCCGCGCCGCGGGGGCGCCGGGGGAGGCAGCCGCGGGGCGCCCCGGCCAGCGGCGGCUGCAGGAGGCGCUGGAGGCCGGCGACCCCGGGGUGAGCGAGGUGGCGAAGGCGUGGCAGGCAUCGCAGUCGGGUCUGCCAGGCGGGCAGCUUUGCCGUGACCCGGGGCUCCAGCAGGCCUUGGAGAUACUCGGAGUGUUGUUGCUAGAGCUGCCUUGUGGCACUGCUCCCCCGGGUGGCCAGGAGCCAGCGGACGGCCGACGGAGCGUGCAGUGGCAAGUCCAGGGCAUAGGCACCUGCCAGGUUCAUGCCUGGGCACCCGAGCUCGUUUACGACCUCACCGACGGCGAGGUGGCGCUAUGGCCGGCAGUCCUGGAGCUCCGGCCAGGGCGCGGGUGGCUGCUGCACGCCGGCGCCGCCGCAGCGUCGCUGCUGGCGGGGCUGGCGCUGCUGGGAUGGGGCUGGCACGGAGGCGAGGCGGCAACCGCGCCAGCCGCCCCCCAGAAGGCGGCCGUGGCGCAGGGCGCGCGCGGCACGCCCCUCGGCCCCGACGCCGCUGGGGGCGCCUCGGGGCCCCAGGACGACCGGCCCGCUGCCCUCACGGGCACGCGCCGACAGGCCGACGUGGACCGCGCCCUGCUGGCCGAGUCGGUUCGGAUGCGGAGGCGCUUGAUGCAGGACCAGCGUCGCUGGACGAGCAGCGUCAUGGUCGUGUCGGUUCUGGCGUUCAUCUCCCUCCUGUUCCUCACGCUGGCCCGCUGCGGCAAGCGCGCCAUCGACCUGGGCGUCCAGAGCGCGCUGGGGGGGCCCAACCGGGAGUUGCUGGGCAGGGCGUCGGCCGCCGCCCUGCGGGGCGACCUCGGCAGCAGGGCCGCCUUCCGCGAGGCGUGCCGCGGCGGCCGCGCUGCGGCCAUCCGGGCCGCGAUCCGCUUCUGCGUCCGCGCCGACCGCGUGCGGAAGGCGGCGCUCCGGCACGCGAAUUUCACCAUGGGGAACCUCACCGAGGCUGCGCAGGCGGACGACUGGGUCCGGGUGCGCAACAUCACCCUGAUGGAGGCAAGAAGGCCAGCCAGCUGCAUAUGCCGGGCCAUUGCGCAGAACCCGUGGGCCAGCGUCGGCCUCCUCGUCGCGGCCGCGCCGCUGCUGCGGCCCGCCGCCGAGGGCGGCGCGGCCGCGGAUCGCGCUGCGCACGAUCGGGAGCUGGCCGCGCCGCCACGACGUCCGCCGGCGGCCGCCGCGGAGAGCGCAGGUCCCCGCGCCCCGCAGCAGGAGGGCGCGCUGCGAGCGGCGGCGGGCAGCGCGGCCCUGCGCGCUCCGACGCGCGUCGGCUCACUCGGCAGCAGUCUCGGCGGCGAGGAGCAGGAGCGACACCUGUCGGUCGCGCGGGAGCUCGAGCAGGCGCAGGAGCGGCGGCAGGCCGUGGCGCGGGAGCUCGAGCAGGCGCUCGCCGAGGGCCGAGCCAAGGACACCGAGGUCGUAAAGCUGAAGGAGAGGUUGGUCGUUGUGGAGAGGGAGAGAGAACUGCUGGAGAAGGAACGGAUGGUGGUGGUCGACGGGGCCAAGGAUUUGGACGGCGCGGCCAGCGGGGGAGCCGCCGCCGCCGCUGCGGCGGUUGCAGUGCAGGCCUCGGCGUCGCUGGGCGGCCAGCUGGCCGACAGCGAGCGCGCCAGGCAAGCUGCCGCGGAGGAGAGCGGGCGCCUGGCCGAGCAGCUCCAGCAGGCGAUGCGCCAGAACGAGGAGAGCUGCAGCGGCAGCUCAACUCGGCCCUGGCGCCGAAGCAGGAGCCGGAGGCCGCGCCCGCGGAGCCCACGGACCGACUUCAGCCGUAUAUUGGACGGCUGGUUGAGCACGUUGGAGGACGCCCAGGGCGCGGACGACCUCGCCCAAUGUGCUGGCCAGAAGAACAAGGACGGGACGCGCAGCGCCGCGGGGCCUUUCGCUGCGCGGUCGAGUGUGUGUUUGGAGGCGGGGCCCAUCAGGGCGCCAGCGAGGGUCAGCGCCGACGGGGGUCGGUCAAUCCCCUCCGAGAUCCUCUGGCCGAUCCAGGAUGUCAGCGCAGGAUCCCCAAGGUUUAUGGUGUAUGUUUAUGCCAUGAUUUGUUCCUCGACUUCCCCUCCAAGAUUGUCGUGA
Messenger RNA from Prorocentrum cordatum, 3928 nucleotides. The record is from the annotation of a GenBank genome assembly. NCBI's taxonomy places the organism in Eukaryota, Dinophyceae, Prorocentrales, Prorocentraceae.